AUGUCUGACGCCGAGUUGAUUCCUCACAACAGCUUCGACACCAUCCUGGUGCUCGACAAUGGCUCCCAAUACACCCACCUUAUUACCCGCCGUCUACGAGAGAUCAAUGUCUACUCUGAGAUGCUUCCGUGCACCCAAAAGCUCUCCGAGCUGACCUGGAAGCCUAAGGGUAUCAUCCUGUCCGGCGGUCCUUACUCUGUGUACGAGGAGGGCGCCCCUCACAUCGACCCCGCCUUCUUCGAAUUGGGCGUCCCUAUUCUCGGAAUUUGCUAUGGUCUCCAGGAGAUUGCCCACCGUCUACACGCCGAUAACGUUGUCGCCGGUACCGCCCGCGAAUAUGGUCACGCUGACCUUAAGGCCACUCAGUUUGGAGGCCAUGUCGAUAAGCUAUUCGAGGGUCUUGAGGAUACAAUGGUGGUCUGGAUGUCGCACGGCGAUAAGCUUUGCAACUUGCCCGAGGGAUUCCACACUAUCGGCGCAACUAAGAACUCCGAGUACGCUGCUAUCGCUCACAAGACUGAGAAGAUUUACGGAAUCCAGUUCCACCCUGAAGUUACUCACACUCCUCAGGGCGGUCAGCUUCUUAAGAACUUUGCUGUCGGUAUUUGCGGUGCCCAGCAGUCCUGGACCAUGUCCGAGUUUAUUGGCCAGGAGAUCACACGUAUCCGUAACCUCGUUGGCCCUACCGGCCAGGUCCUUGGAGCCGUUAGCGGCGGCGUGGACUCUACCGUUGCUGCAAAAAUUAUGACCGAAGCUAUCGGUGACCGUUUCCACAGUGUACUCAUCGACAAUGGAUGCAUGCGACUCAACGAGUGUGAAACUGUAAAGCGGGUUCUUGGAGAACUUUUGGGCAUUAACCUUACCGUUGUCGAUGCCAGCGAGGACUUUUUGAAUGGGCUGAAGGGAAUCAGCGAUCCCGAGCAGAAGCGCAAGUUUAUUGGUGGCAAGUUCAUCGAUGUGUUCGAGGCUGAGGCCCGUAAGAUCGAGGCCAAGAGUUCCGGCAAGGUCGAGUGGUUCUUGCAGGGCACUCUUUACCCUGAUGUCAUUGAGAGUAUCUCAUUCAAGGGUCCUUCGCAGACUAUCAAGACUCACCACAACGUGGGUGGCAUCGCAGAGCGUUUAAUGGCGGGCCACGGCCUCAAGCUGAUUGAGCCUCUACGCGAGCUCUUUAAGGAUGAGGUUCGCGAGCUAGGCCGUCAGCUUAAUAUCCCCGAUGAGCUUGUUGGCCGUCACCCCUUCCCUGGCCCCGGUAUCGCUAUUCGUGUCCUGGGUGAGGUCACCAAGGAGAAGGUCGAGAUGGCCCGUAAGGCCGACCACAUCUUCAUUAGCAUGAUUCGCGAAGCCGGUCUAUACGACGACAUCGGCCAGGCCUACGCCGCGCUAGACCCUUCACGCGCCGUUGGUGUUAUGGGCGACAAGCGUGUGUACGCCAACAUCAUCCUCCUCCGCGCCAUCUCCACCAAGGACUUUAUGACCGCCACCCCCUACCCCUUCGCCUACGAUUUCCUGACCAAGGUCGCCACCCGCAUUGUCAACGAGGUCGAUGGUGUGUGCCGUGUUGCAUACGACUUCACUAGCAAGCCCCCUGGUACUAUUGAGAUGGAGUAA
Molecule: messenger RNA, 1608 nt
Organism: Penicillium vulpinum
Lineage: Eukaryota; Fungi; Ascomycota; Eurotiomycetes; Eurotiales; Aspergillaceae
Gene: gua1
Product: GMP synthase (glutamine-hydrolyzing)
Exons: 8
Coding region: 1-1608 (535 amino acids)
Biological process (GO): GMP biosynthetic process
Cellular component (GO): cytosol
Molecular function (GO): GMP synthase (glutamine-hydrolyzing) activity; GMP synthase activity; ATP binding
Source: RefSeq, a predicted model, not a curated record